GCGCCGGGAGCUCGCCGCCCCCCGGCUGAAGUCCGGUGCAGCCGCGCCGUGCCGGGGGUGCCGUCACUCGCCGCGCUUCCAGCAUGCUCCUAAGAUGGCGGUAGCGGCGGCGGGUGGCGGCGGGGGCGGCCGGGCGCAGCGCAGCGGCUGGCUGGAAGUUUUGGUGCGGGAGCGCUGGCACAAAGUGCUGGCCAACUUGGGCGGCGAGGCGCUGGUGCUGAGCGGCGAGGAGCGCCCCGACGGCGCGGCCCACAACGGCUUGAGCGGCGAUGGGGCGGCGUGCCGCGGGGCCGAGGGCGGCGGCGGGGCGGCGGCGGUGCGCACCGCCUUCACCGACCCCCCUGAGCAGGUGCCUGAGGUCGUCUCCAACAAGAAGCGGUGCGUGAAGGUGCUGAAACAGGAGAUGGGUGGGCUAGGCAUCAGCAUCAAGGGGGGCAAGGAGAACAAGAUGCCCAUCCUCAUCAGCAAGAUCUUCAAGGGUCUGGCGGCCGAUCAGACCCAGGCUCUCUACGUGGGCGAUGCCAUCCUGGCUGUCAACGGCACGGACCUGCGGGAUGCUACCCACGACGAGGCGGUGCAGGCGCUCAAGCGGGCCGGCAAGGAGGUGCUGCUGGAAGUGAAGUACAUGAGAGAAGCAACACCCUACGUGAAGAAAGGCUCUCCUGUUUCAGAAAUCGGGUGGGAGACGCCGCCUCCUGAAUCUCCCCGCUUGGGCUGCACCUCAGCAGACCCUCUGUCUCAGCUUUCACUCUCCAUCCACAGAGACAGGAAGACAAUACCACUGAAGAUGUGCUAUGUGACACGCAACAUGACAGUGUCAGACCCUGAGAACAGACUUAUUGAAGUUCAUUCACCUGAUGCCAAGCACACCGUGGUGCUCAGGAGUAAGGAUUCAGCUACAGCCCAGGCCUGGUUCAAUGCCAUCCACUCCAGUGUCAAUGAUCUCAUCCCCAGGGUGAUUUCAGAGGUCAGAGACCAGCUGGGUAAAACAGGGAUUGCUGGAAGUCGAGAGAUUAGGCAUCUAGGCUGGCUUGCAGAAAAGGUGCCAGGAGACAAUGAGAAGCACUGGAAGCCAGUGCUAGUGGUCUUGACGGAGAAAGACCUCCUAAUAUAUGAGAGCAUGCCGCGGAUGAAGGAAGCUUGGUUCAGCCCUCUGCAUACCUACCCCCUACUAGCCACCAGGCUGGUCCAUUCUGGCCCAGGAAAAGGCUCACCGCAGUCGGGGAUGGAUUUGUCUUUUGCCACCCGUACUGGCACGCGGCAAGGGAUUGAAACCCAUCUCUUCAGGACAGAGACCAGCCGAGACCUCUCACUGUGGACGAGGAGCAUAGUGCAGGGCUGCCACAAUUCUGCGGAGCUCAUCACAGAAAUCACCACAUCUUGCACAUAUAAAAGCCAGGAGUGCCGUUUGACCAUCCACUAUGAGCAUGGAUUCUCUCUUACCACCGAAGCGAAAGAUGGUGCCUUCUCCAAGACAAUUGCACAAUACCCCUAUGAAAAACUCAAAAUGUCCUCUGAUGAUGGGAUCAGGAUGCUUUAUUUAGACUUUGGAGGAAAGGAUGGAGAAAUUCAACUGGACCUUCAUUCCUGUCCAAAACCAAUUGUGUUCAUCAUUCAUUCCUUCCUCUCAGCAAAGAUUACAAGACUUGGCUUGGUGGCAUAAGUAGGGUACCUCUGUUUUUCAAAGAAAGAUGGAGUGACCUUGCUCAUCUGAAGUACAGUCAACAGCAGCAACCCAGACCAGCUAGCAGCACACACCAUCCUGGGCGUUCAGUACUGGGCCUUGGUCAUUUCUGCAGACUUCCAAGGCUCAGGUUUCAUUUUGGUCAGCUAAAGAGGGGGCAUGACAAGAAAGAUGGUGGACUUCACUGUAAAUAAUGGGGUUUUUAAAUCCCAUGUAAGACUGUAACAGCCUGUAGUACCAUCCAUGUAAAUGUUCCAGAAACAUACAUUGUGCCUAUUGCAGCGUACUUGUUUAUAUAGAACAAGGGCUAAGCAGACAGGAGUGGGUGUUGGUUGUGAUGCCAGCUCAAGGUUGGUUGAGUACAAGUUCUCCAAACAAAACUGCCCUGCCACCCAUAUUUGUCCUGGUCUAACGUGUGCACCACUUCCAGGAAGAUCUUUCGUCUGAGUGCUGUCAGAGUCUGUUGCUUGAAUAGCCAGAAGGGUGUGCAAACAUGCACCUUUGGAUGUUCUAAAGCAAUACAGCUGUGGCCAGGAAACAGCUGGAGGGUUGCUGCCAAGGGGCACUUUCAGAUUAAAUGAUAAAGGCACCCUCUGUACAUUCCUAGCAAUGGACCCAAAGCUUAUGAUGAGUAAGCUUCUGCCAGCACAUUUUCAUGGCAGUUUUCCAACAGGAAACCAUUCCGAGCUCCCUGUACUCCUACCCCUAAUGUGCCACCCCUCAAGCUCUGCCCAGGCUGGCUGCAUGCUCUUCCUAGAGCAGAUAUGGGGAAGACUUGUUUGGUUG
Molecule: messenger RNA, 2470 nt
Organism: Dryobates pubescens (Downy woodpecker)
Lineage: Eukaryota; Metazoa; Chordata; Aves; Piciformes; Picidae
Gene: SNTB1
Product: syntrophin beta 1
Exons: 7
Coding region: 95-1663 (522 amino acids)
Cellular component (GO): synapse; dystrophin-associated glycoprotein complex; intracellular anatomical structure
Molecular function (GO): structural molecule activity; protein binding
Source: RefSeq, a predicted model, not a curated record